AUGAGCGGCCGAGUCGGAGACCUGAGCCCCAAGCAGGCAGAGACCCUGGCCAAGCAUGUCCUUGACAUUGUCUCUCCGCUGUCACCUCUCCCAAGCGUCACGGUGCCCCAAGUCCUGAGCCUGCACCCUGAGCCUGGGAACUGGUCCUUGCUCUCAUCCUUGCAGCUGGGGAAGAGGAUUGAUACCAUUGUGAUGAUAUUCGACUGCGAGGGCCUGGGGCUGAAGCACUUCUGGAAACCUCUGGUGGAAGUGUACCAGGAGUUCUUUAGCCUCCUUGAAGAGAAUUAUCCGGAGACGCUGAAGUCCCUGUUCAUUUUGAAAGCCACCAAACUGUUCCCUGUGGGCUACAACCUCAUGAAGCCCUUCCUAAGUGAAGACACUCGCAGGAAAAUCAUAGUGUUGGGAAACAACUGGAAAGAACGUUUGCUGAAAUUCAUCAGUCCUGAGGAACUGCCUGUCCAGUAUGGGGGGACCAUGACUGACCCAGAUGGGAACCCCAAAUGUUUAACUAAGAUCAACUACGGUGGGGAGAUCCCCAAGUCCAUGUACGUGAGGGACCAGGUAAAGACUCAAUACGAGCACUCCGUGCAGAUCAGCCGCGGCUCCUCGCACCAGGUGGAGUAUGAGAUCCUGUUCCCGGGCUGUGUCCUCAGGUGGCAGUUCUAUUCGGAUGGGGCAGACAUCGGCUUCGGGAUUUUCCUGAAGACCAAGAUGGGGGAGCGGCAGAAGGCGGGGGAGAUGACGGAGGUGCUGCCCACCCAGCGCUACAACGCCCACAUGGUGCCGGAGGACGGGAGCCUCACCUGCUCCGAAGCUGGCGUCUACGUCCUGCGCUUCGACAACACCUACAGCUUUGUCCACACCAAGAAGAUCAGCUUCACGGUGGAGGUACUGCUCCCAGACAAGGGCAUGCAGAAAUACGACGAGGAGCUCACCCCCAUCUAGGUGCUGCGUCGCUGCACAGAGAUCUCUGGCCCCCCGUUUUGCCUACAUAUCUCCUAUCCUCCCGCCAGAAACUGAUCAUUAGUUCUCCUGAGCCUGACAGUAAUGAGUAGAGAAGGAGCCGC
Messenger RNA from Myotis lucifugus (little brown bat), 1067 nucleotides. RefSeq names its product SEC14-like protein 3. The transcript is spliced from 9 exons. Lineage: Eukaryota; Metazoa; Chordata; Mammalia; Chiroptera; Vespertilionidae. The record is from RefSeq and is a predicted model, not a curated record. Gene Ontology annotation, cellular component: cytoplasm; nuclear speck. The coding region runs from base 1 to 945 and encodes 314 amino acids.